This is a messenger RNA of Trichomonas vaginalis G3, 619 nucleotides long. RefSeq names its product organellar and viral DNA polymerase type B. Lineage: Eukaryota; Parabasalia; Trichomonadida; Trichomonadidae. The transcript has a single exon. Gene Ontology annotation, biological process: DNA replication. The annotation marks the transcript as partial. The record is from RefSeq and is a predicted model, not a curated record. Gene Ontology annotation, molecular function: DNA binding; nucleotide binding; DNA-directed DNA polymerase activity.
AUGUUUAACUUACAAACAGGACCAAAAGAAGUAUUUCCAUACAACUACUACAGCAGUACUUUGUUAGCAAAUGACAACAGAACUGGUGUCAUUUCUGAAGCAUGUAAGUUUGUCAAGGAUGCAGAUACAUUUAUGAAGAACAUAGAUUCCAUCAAAGGUUGCAGAAUAGAUGAGAACCACUUCGACUUAGAAAAAUAUAGCACGUUUUACUGCAAACAAGAUGUAAGAAUUUUAAGAGAAGGUUUUGUAAAGUUCCGCAAUGACUUAUUGAAAGAGUUUGAUUUAAACGUUUAUGACUACGUUAGUAUUUGUUCAAUUGCUAACAAAUUAUUUGAGAACAGAGUGUACUUCCCGAAUGGAAAUCUUUAUGACCUCUCAAAUAAACCAAGAGAAUUUAUUUCGAGAUGCAUUCAAGGUGGAAGAUGUAUGUUGUCAGAUAACAUGAAACAAAAGAGCGAAAAGAAACUCAUUGCUGACUUCGACGCUGUUUCAUUAUAUCCAUCAGCUAUAGCAAGACUUUAUACUUUAGAAGGAAUUCCAAAAGUAUUGAAGGAUGAGAUGUUAAGCACAGAGUAUCUCAUGAGACAUUUAUUCGAUGACGACCAAAAGGAACCCAUUG